UUGCAUAAUCAAAACCUUCAAAUAAGCAAUGCAUAAUUCAACUUCAACUUUGUUCCCACCUCAAAAUGGUGAACCUUCCCAAACACCUCACUCCCCACCACCUCCUCAAACUCAUCUCCGCCCAAACCAACCUCACCUCCGCCCUCCGCCUCUUCAACGCCGCCACACGCCACCCUAACUACACACACUCCUCCGCCGUCUUCCUCCACAUCCUCCGCCGCAUUUCCCACACCACCCUCCUCCAUUCCCACGCCCCCCACAUCGUCCACACCAUCCAAAACACGCAAAAUCUCAUCUGCCCUGAAGACAUCCCUCUCACUCUCCUCAAAGCCUAUGCCAAAACCUCAAUGCCUGAUCAAGCGUUGAAGCUUUUUCAGAAUAUGUUUCGGGUUUUCCGGUGCCGGCCCGGUAUUCGUUCUUUUAACACACUUCUUAAUGCUUUUGCUGAGUCUCAUCAAUGGGAUAGGGCUGAGAAGUUUUUCGCGUAUUUUGAGACGGCGGGUGUUGAGCCGAGUGUGCAGACUUAUAAUGUGUUGAUGAAGGUUUUGUGUAAGAAAGGGGAGUUUUUGAAGGCGAAGAAAUUGGUGACGUGGAUGUGGAGUGUGGGGAUGAAGCCUGAUAAGUUUACUUAUGGAACUUUGAUUAAUUUGUUUGUGAAAAUUCGUGAUUUGAAUUCUGCGUUGGAGGUGUUUGAUGAAAUGUCUGAACGAGGUGUGGAGCCGGAUGUGGCUUGUUAUAAUAUUAUUAUUGAUGGGUUUUUUAAAAUGGGUGAUUUUGUGAAGGGGAAGAUGAUGUGGGAGAGGUUGUUAAGGGUGGAGACGGUUUUUCCGAGUGUUGUUAGUUAUAAUAUUAUGAUUAGUGGGUUGUGUAGGUGUGGGAGGUUCAAAGAGAGUUUAGAGAUAUGGGAGAGGAUGAAAAUGAAUGAUUGGAAGCAUGAUGCUUUUACUUAUAGUGCGUUGAUUCAUGGGUUGUGUGAAGGUGGGGAUUUGGAUGGCGCGAGAAAGGUUUAUGAGGAGAUGGUUUUGAGAGGGGUUAAGGCGGAUGUUGUUACUUGUAAUGCAAUGCUUAAUGGGUUGUGUAAAGCGGGGAAGGUUGAUGAGAGUUUUGAGUUGUGGGAGGAGAUGGGGAAUUGUGGUUCGCGGAAUGUGGUUAGUUAUAAUGUUUUUCUUAAAGGGUUGUUUGAAAAUGGGAAGGUUGAUGAAGUGAUUAAUGUGUGGGAGGUUUUGCGUGAGAUGGAUUGUGAUGUAGAGUCGACAACUUAUGGAAUAUUGGUUCAUGGUUUAUGUAAGAAUGGGUAUGUGACUAAGGCUUUGCGGGUGUUGGAAGGAGCUGAUGAUAGAGGUGAUGAUGUGGAUGCCUUUGCAUACUCGUCGAUGAUAAACGGAUUAUGCAGAGAAGGAAGGUUAGAUGAAGCGGCUAAAGUUUUGAAUUUGAUGGAUAAGCGUGGAUGUAAAUUGAACGCUCAUGUCUACAAUGCACUCAUCGAUGGGUUUAUGAAAAAUAACAAAGUUGACAGUGCUGUUCAAGUCUUUAGGGAAAUGAGCACCAAUGGUUGCUCACCUAAUGUUGUGACUUAUAAUAUUGUUAUAAAUGGAUUUUGCAGAGCAGAGAGAUUUCCGGAGGCAUACCAUUGUGUUGAGGAAAUGCUGGAGAAAGGGUGGAAACCGGAUCUUAUCACGUACAGCACGUUGAUAGAUGGUCUUUGCCAGGGCAAGAUGAAUGAGAAUGACACAGCACUUAGAUUGUGUUAUCAAUUUCUUGCGAAGGGAUUUAAACCUGAUAUUACAAUGCAUAACAUUGUCAUCCAUAGACUUUGUUCUUCUGGCAAAGUGCAGUAUGCUUUGCAGCUCUAUUGGAUGAUGCGAAAGAGAAACUGUGCUAAUCUUGUGACCCACAAUACCAUUAUGGAGGGUUUUUACAAAAUAGGGGACUGUGAAAAGGCGUCAAAGAUUUGGGCUCAAAUCUCAGAAGAUGGGCUAAAACCCGACAUCAUCUCAUAUAAUAUUACUCUCAACGGACUCUGCACUUGGGGUAGAGUAACGGAUGCAGUUGGGUUUCUAAAUGAUGCUUUGGAUAAUGGUGUUAUGCCAACUGUUAUUACUUGGAACAUACUAGUUAGAGCUGUGAUUUUUUAUGGGGAAUCAACUUGAUGAAAAAUAACUUAUUUUGGUUCCCACUUUUUUCUUAUGCUUGUCGAGUUCAUCAAUUACAGGCAUAUACUUCUGAUGCACAAGCAUUUUAUUGGCUUCCCACCAGAAAUAUGACCAAUGAUAUGAGGUUUGAGCCUAAGAACCAUUUGUUGGUAUGGGUACUUGGGUGCAAUAUGGCUUGGAGCUUGGCUGUAUGGGGGUGCCUGCAGUUGUCUGAACACAAAGGGUCGUGUGUUUUCAUUUAGUGGGAAAUUUUUUAAUCUGCAUCAAGCCAUACAUAAGUUGAUUGUUUUCAUUAAGACAUUGGGAGUUUGAGGCAGCAAUUACUAUACUCCUGUGAUUGGUACACCAAUUUGUUAAGCUACAGAGAAGGAUUGACCUUGUAUAGUUAUUGUUUCUCAAUAUACAUAUUUACAUGAUGGACGAUGCAGAGCUAAAUUUAGCUUCUCAAGAUACACAUAGAUUUCCCGAGGUAUAUCACCGCGUCAAGGAAAUGUUGGAGAAAGGGUGGAAACCAGAUAUUAUCACGCACAACACGAUGAUAGAUAGUCUUUCUCGGGGUAGGAUUAGUUAGGUUGUGUUGUCAGUUUCUUGCAAUGGGCUUUAAGCCUUACAUUACGAUGCAUAACGUAGUCAUCCAUAAACUUUGUUUGUCUCGCAACGUAUGCUUUGCAGCUCUAUUGGAUAGAGAGAGAAUUUGGUUAAUCUUUUGACCGGCAAUACCAUUAUGGAUGGUUGUUAGACUGUGAAAAGGCAUUAAAGAUUUGAUCUCAGAAGAUGUGCUAAAACCUGACAUCAUCUCAUAAUAUUACUCUGAAUGGAGUCUGCUCUUGUGAUAGAGUAACGGAUGCAGCUGGGUUUCUAAAAGAUUCUUUGGCUCAUGGUGUUCUGCCAACUGUUAUUACUUGUAACGUACUAGUUAGAGCUGUGAUUUUUUAUAGGAAAAUCAACUUGAUUUAAAAUUACUUAUUUUGGGUACCACUUUUUCCUUAUGCUUGUUCAGUUCAACAACUACAGGCAUAUUCUAUUGAUAUACAAGCUUAUUCUAUUUAUAUUUGCUGGUUUCCCACUAGAAAUGUGAUUAAUGAUAUGUUUAGGUUUGAGCUUGAGCAUUGUGUAGCAUUUGUUGGUGUGGGUGCGAUACAGCUUGGAGUUUUCCCUAAGGGAGUGCCUGCUGUUUGCAGUUGUCUGAACGGAAAGGGUCGUGUGUUUUUGUCGAGGGAUAUUUUUUAAUUUGCCUCAGGCCAUAGAGUUGGUUGUUUCGUUAGGAAGUUGGGAGUUUGAGACAGCAAUUACUAUACUCCAGUUUGUUAAGCUACACAUAAGGAUAUGACCGCAUAUAGUAUUUACAUGAUGGAAGAUGCAGAUGCAAAUUUAGCUUCUCAAGACGAACUGAGAAGUCAAAGCCACAAGAAUUGCUCCAAAAACUGCAACUUUUCUCCAAUCAGUCGAAGGCGACGCAAUAGAAUAAACUACUGUAAAGGUCAGCAGGCCAAUGAAGAAGAGAUUCCUCGAAUUCUAGCAUCUGGCUCUCCAUGUUUGCUGUUAUCUGUUAAAUACAAAGUGAAUAUAAGAGUUCAUUUAUUAUUUACAUUUCACACGGUGAGCUCGAAAGUGGAAGCAAGCAUACUCUGGCACUAGCUUCAUCUAAUUCUUUGAGUGCAUCUUCUCCAAUCUUUUCAAACUCAGAGUUUGCUUUUUCACCAAAUUGAGUUAAGUAUGCAGAUCUCUCAUCAAGAUAUUCUGUAAGGCGGAUUUUUCGAGUUUGAAGCGUGACAAUUUGGGCUAGAAGUUCUUGUUUUUUUGUAUCUCCUGGUUGAGGAGCUUGAGAAUCAGACCCAUUGGACUUGCAGAGGCACAAAGUAUAACUUCUUGUGUUGUGAAGUCUUUUGCAGUGGAUAUUACACUUGAUCUUGUUCAGUUUGAAGGAAGGAUGUAGGGAUUUCAGAGCAAUCAUCUUCAUAACAAUGGAAGUAGUAUUUGCAAGGGUUCAAAUAAAAAAGAAAUAUAUUAAACUGAGGGAGAAAGGGAAUGCAGCAUGACCAAGCUUAAGUGUGUUAACAGCAAGUAUUUUGGACCUCCCAUUAUGUUAUCCAUUUUAAACAAAGAUGUGGACAUUUUUGUCUUCUGCUAGAAAGUAUCCACUGCCUUUUAGUUUAGAUGAUAAUAAUAGGAGGAUUCCAACUUAUCCCUUCAGUGGAUAUUUGUAAUUUGGUAUCUAUAUAAAUCUGACUAAAAAGAAUACUAGUACUAGACAAUAAUUCAUUACCAUUGUGUUUACGUGAUGCACUUUAUGAUUUA
This is a messenger RNA of Medicago truncatula (barrel medic), 4451 nucleotides long. Its product is annotated as pentatricopeptide repeat-containing protein At3g09060. Gene Ontology annotation, cellular component: mitochondrion. Gene Ontology annotation, molecular function: protein binding; mRNA binding. The record is from RefSeq and is a predicted model, not a curated record. Gene Ontology annotation, biological process: mitochondrion organization; RNA processing. NCBI's taxonomy places the organism in Eukaryota, Viridiplantae, Streptophyta, Magnoliopsida, Fabales, Fabaceae.